Scedosporium apiospermum is the source of this 3465-nucleotide messenger RNA. RefSeq lists its product as uncharacterized. The transcript has 4 exons. The coding region runs from base 1 to 3465 and encodes 1154 amino acids. The record is from RefSeq and is a predicted model, not a curated record. NCBI's taxonomy places the organism in Eukaryota, Fungi, Ascomycota, Sordariomycetes, Microascales, Microascaceae.
AUGUUGGGGAGCAGGAAGGAUACGAGGGGUCGCUUGAAGAGGAGCGAGUCGACGCGAUACUCCGCCAUCAAUCCACUAGCCAAGAAGGACUUCAAGAAUACAUCCUUCUUCGUCAGAUUCUACGGCAUCGUCGUGCUGCUUCUCGUGAGUGCUGGGCUCUUGGGUCUCACAAUAUGGCUUCACAAGAGACUGCCCGACGGAGCCAAGUCCCAGUUCAAACUCCCCUUUACGAAACGAGAUCUCGACUCGUCCCUCGACUUCUCUAAACGUCCCCGGGGCACAGAUGGUCUAGCAACAGGUGUCCAGCAGCGCGAGAUUCGGCCCACGGCGACUGUCCACCGAUAUGUCAACAUCCACGUCCGGCAGGAUGUUCCCAGCCCCUCUGCUUCUGGAAAUUCAUCCUCGCCCGCAAACCCAUGGGUGCAGCCGGCGCUGACUUUCUUGGUGAAUCAAACCCUGCCGACCUUCAACCUGAACGAUACGUGGCUUGCUACUACUACGACCACCGCGCAACCUGGAUCAGGAGGUCUAGGGGAAAUCUUCAUCCCGCCGCUGAUUGCGGCUCCUCCCCCGACGUUGACGGCAGCACCGGCAGUGCCCGAUUGCCCAACUCCGGUCUGCGUUCCCUUUGUCCCGGGGCUGACGUUGGAUCCCAACUUCCCAUGGUUCAAUAUACCUCCGGGGGCCGAUACCUUCAUCAGUGACACAGAGCCAGAAACCUCCAUCAACAUCCGCAAGAGGGACCAGAAAAAUCAACGAAGACAAGGGCAAGCGUGCUACUGCCCGACUUCUACAACGAGCUCGGCGAAACUACCGAUCUAUACGUUUCCAUCCGGGUUGAUCAACCCGUUCCCCGCAGACGCUCUCUGCCUUGACGGUGAGAUCUUCGAGUACGACUACAUCUACGACGUCAACGUCUACCACACCUUCCACCACACCGGAAACAUCUACAACACCGACCACAUCCACUACUCCCACGACCUCCACAACUCCAAUAACAUCUUCCUCUACGCCAAUCACGACGAUACCGUCCUCCUCCACCACAGCAACGGAAUCGAAUCCACGUCGGAGUCCGCAUCCACUUCCGAGUCAACCUCGGAUCCCCCUUCGUCAUCGACCGAGGUGUCUAGCUCCAUGGCGGAGUCUAGUUCUGAAAGCCCGUCGGUUUCGACGUCCGCUAGUGAGUCUCUAACCAGUUCAGACUCGAGUAGCAGUACCACUACUACGUCGGAGAGCACUAGUGAGCCGAGCAGUGAAUCAACCACGGAGUCUUCAUCACAGACGGUCUCUUCGCUGGUGUCGCCAAGUUCUAACGGCAGCACUUCGGCCUCUCAGUCUUCCGUCGUUUCUUCUCCGUCGUCAAGCGCUUCGGCAUCAGUCUCGACUUCAACUUCUGUCUCACAGUCGGCAUCUACCUCAAACUCACCGUCUGCCUCCAUUUCAGACUCACAGACCGUUUCCGCCUCUCAAUCAGCCUCCGCCUCAGAUUCUCAGUCUCUCUCCAGCCAGCCGUCGAAUUCCGUCCCUACACAGACUCCACAAUCCCAAACGCAAGCGACAAGCCAGUCAGACUCGCAGCCGACGGUCACCCCGACUAGCGAUUCUCAGCCAGUCACUCUCCUUCUCCAGAGCGAUUCCGACGCGAACUCAGCCUCCGCCUCCGCCUCUUUCUCGGCAACAGUAUCGGAUAUCAGUGCCUCUGACUCUGCCACUCCGACGCCGUCGGCAAGCCCAGAGCAAUCGACUGUUGCAUCACAGACACCAACAACCGCUCCACCAUCAAGCUCUUCAAAUUCCGCAUCCAACUCGGCCACUAGCGCAACAGAGAGUGACACCUCCACCGAUACAAGUGAGGAAGCGACAGCAACGGCCACCGAGUCGUCCACUGGAGCAGGCGGUGGUGGCGGUGGAGGACCGAAGCCCUCUGGCGAUGCCGAACCCGUGAUCGUCGUCUCCUGGCCCGUAGACCGUUCUGUGCUCGCAAACCACGCGCCCCUCAUCGUGGCUCGAGUCUUUACCUCCUUUGUGGCCGCCGCUUACCGCGAUUUCGGCUCCUUUGAGCCCGUUCGUCAGUUGUUCUCCGAUGAUGGGGCCUCGGGUCCUUCUCUAGCGGGAGCGGGCGUAACUAUCAUUCCGAUCGUCUUGUCUGGUUUUGUCGCAGAGGUUGGCAGUGGCUUUGCGGCGGAGGCCGUGUUUCUGGACACGCACUACUGCGAUGAGCCCAUGUUUGGCGAUUCUCUUAAUCCCUGCUGGCCACCGAGGGUCAGUAGCAAUGGGUGGGCGUUGACGGUGUUGACUACAUCGUUGGCUGUCGUGGUCGUAUCGCUCGUCUACGUCGUUGCGCUAUGGCUAAGGACGCCCCAGAGCGUGACCAUGAAGGCGACAUCUUCUAUUGCCGCCGUCGCAAGCGUUAUGGGCCAUCCCGAAGUAGAAAGGGACUUUUCAAAUGUACCAUCCGAGCUCUCCAAUAAGGGACUCAUCGCCCGCCUCAAAGAUAAAAAGUACACGAUGGGCAACUUUUCCGUUGAAGAGCUCGGAACCCGCUUCGGCAUCAUGCCACUGAUCCUCAACCUCCAAGACAACAAGAAGAAGCGCAGAUCCGUCGUUGAGCGUGUCGGAGACAACUGGACAAAGCUAAUCUCGUCAGGAAAGGAAGAGCAAACGCACUCCGACUGGAUGAAGAAGCGCGAAUACCUCGACUAUGGCUUCGCCGCCAUCUUCUUCGCGCUCCUAGGCCUAUCCAUCGCAGCAGUUGCCUACGUAGAUGACCCGCGUCGCAUAUUCCGGUACACCACGCGCGAGUGGACCAUCGGCAUCCGGAUCACCUUCGCCCUCCUCGCCAUCGCAGUGGCGAAGUAUUGGUCCACGGCCUUCACCGACGUGCAAAACCUAGCGCACUACGCGCGUCUCCACGAAACCCCCUCCGACGCGCGGGACACCAUCAACAAGAAGUCCUACGCCCUUCCUAUCGUGGCCUUCUUCCCCCUAGUGCGCAUGGGCUACAUAGUCCCCGCCGCCGUGGCCCUCACAGCUCUCAUGAGCGAAUUCCUCGUUAUCUCUCUCGCGGGCCUCCCCUACCGCCCCGGCCAGCUCCGCACCGAGUACCUCGUCUGCGGCGUCAUCUCCAUAGCAAUGCUCCUAGUCAUGCUCGUGAUGAUCUUCUUCCUGCACAGAUGGCGAAGGACGUUACCGCAUUUGCCAAGGAGGCCGGAUUCGGUGGCGGCGGUGAUGACAUACGUUGCGCAGACGAACAUGUCGAGGGAUUUCGUGGGCAUUGAGGAGAGGAAGAGGAAAGAGAGGGAGAGGGCGAUUGAGGGGUUGGGGAAGAAGUAUGGGUAUGGGAUAAGGGUGGAGGAGGAUGGGCGGAAGAGGUGGGUUGUUGAUGAGGUGGAGGUUGAGUAUGACGCGGAGAGGAGGAGGAUGGUUGAUGAGGCGAGGUAUAGGAGGGAGGAGGGGACGAUUUGA